Molecule: messenger RNA, 1646 nt
Organism: Cladocopium goreaui
Lineage: Eukaryota; Dinophyceae; Suessiales; Symbiodiniaceae
Source: the annotation of a GenBank genome assembly
GAGGACACGAGGUGGGUCGGAAGAGGUCCGAAGGGCCAGCUGUGUGGCAGAAUUCACCACAUCUUGAUGGAGGGCUGAUGUUUUCGGCAUUGGGCACUGGCAGCCAAGAUGACCAGGAGGGUCGCAAGACCUUGCACCGCCUUGGUGAACGCUACAGGGCGCCAGGGAUCCAAAGGGAUGUUGGUUCCAUGGCAUCGGAAGAAAGUGAGAGGAGGUAUCGCGUGGGAAACUUCACAAAGGGGAUCUCAGAGAAGAAGGAUGUCGCAACGGCUGGAAAAGCAUUUGCGGCGGGGAAAGCAUUUCUGGCAGGGAACAUAGCGUCUUUGGAAUUGUGUGCUGCACUGGCAGCGGUGAUCUUCUUCUCGGGCAAGUUGGUCGACAAUUCGUGCAAGAUCCGCUUGGUGCUGUCAGCGCGCACCGACAACUUGGGAAACACCGACGUCCUCCAACAUGUCGCCAACAUGUCAUGUCCUGCACGCCAAAGUGAAGAAGCAGAUGCCUUCACGAAUAGGGAGCUCGGACGAUUCGCCGAAGAGAUGAGGAAAGUUUUUCUGGCUCCGUUCCAUGGACAAGAUCUACCACAGAUCAGAACGCAGAUCGAAAAGGAGCACCAAACACAGCAGUGCAUUGUGCCCGAGAUCUGCGACGAACGCGAAGCCAUUCUGGAGGUGAAGCCGCGAGGGAUUCACCAGGUCUCAGUGACCCAAAGAGGUCCGCACACUGGUGCCUGUAGUCGGGACGUCUUGGCGCAGUGUCAGGCUUCAGACUCCAGCGUCGCGGGGACACAGCUGCCAUGCGACGCAACACUAGCCUUUGCUGAAAGCCCGGCAUGGAAGAAAGUACCGAAGUUGAAACUGCAACACUUUCAAAUUGCGGAUCAGUGUGUUUUUGAAUUUGCCGCGUUCCACACACCCUGUCAUGGCCACCCUCAUCCUGAAACCAGGCCUGAGGUAAGCGAUCCCGGCAAUGGAAGCAAUCCAUUUGCUGGUGUAUCUUUGUUUGGAAGCGGAAGUGGCGCCACGACUUCGACCUUUGCGAGUCCAGCCACAGGGUUUCCUUCAAAUGGACCACCUAAAGAGUCCGGCAAUCCCUUCAUGGGCCUCUCGCUCUUCUCUUCCCCAACGGCAGGAGGAAAACUUUUCACAGCAGCGGUCACAACGCUGCAAAAGCAAACAUCUGACGGUGACUUGCAAUCUGCCAAAGCUGAUGGAAACGAGGAGGAGCAACGUGAAGAAGAUGAUGGGCAUGCUGAAGAUGCAAAUGAAGCCCAUGAAACCAAUGAUGCAAAUGAUGGGGAAUCUGUUGGAGAUGAGCCGACAGGUGAAGAGGAUGAAGAGGUGAUAUUCCGUGCAGAUUGUAAGCUUUGGAAACUUGUCAAGGUACAUCCUGCAGAAGGAGAUUCGAAAUCCGAGGGGUGGCGAUGGCAAGAGCGAGGUUGCGGCAUUGUGCACAUCAACAGGCACAAAGCCACAGGGGCUGGCCGUUUGGUGAUGCGCAUGCGCGGUGUUUUGAAGCUGCUGCUGAACACGCCCAUUUUUCCAACAACAAGGUAUGAGAAAGUUGGGCAGAAGUCUGUACGCUUUGUUGGUGUGGACAACGACGAGUCUGGCAAGGACUCGUCCAUGGCCUGCAUGUUUGCAAGGUGA